GUAUGGAACGCCUGGACUGUCUUAUUAUGGCAAAAAUAAAUUCGUUAUCUGCUUACAUCGUUAUGUGGUGUGCUUUUAUCAUUACGUGAUGUGCUUAAAUCAUUAUACGGUGUGCUUAUAUUAUUAUGUGGUGUGUUUUUAUCGUUAUGUAGUGUGCUUCUAUCAUUAUGUAGUGUGCUUAUAUCAUUAUGCGUUGUGCUUUAAUCAUUAUGCAGUGUGCUUUUAUUAUUAUGCAGUGUGCAUAUAUUAUUACGUGUUGUGCUUUUAUCGUAAUGUAGUGUAUUUAUAUCAUUAUGUAGUGUGCUUAUUCCUUUAUGUGGUGUGCUAUUGUCAUAUUUUGGUGUGACUAUAUUAUCAUGUGGUGUGUUUACAUGUAUGUCAUUUUGUGGUGCACUUUCGUCAUUGUGGGGUGUACAUUUGGCAUUAUUUGCUGUGCUUUGAUUAUUACAUAUAGUGCAUCUAUUUUUGCGUAUAUGAUGUACGUUUUGCAUUAUUUGAAAAUAAAGAUUAGUAGUCUUUGGAAAUUAGACAUGGAAACUAUUCUAGAAAAACUCGGAUUGGGCUCUUUAACAAGAAAGUUUCAAGAAGAAAAGGUAACACCUGAUAUUGUAUCAAAACUCUCAAAAGUUGAAAUGCAAAUUUUAGGAGUUGCUGAUAGAUCAGCCAUGAUGAAAUUGAGAGUGGCUUGUAUUCACCAUGGAAGCAAUCUUUUGAUACAAAGAAAUUCUGGGUACUUGAUACCAGAAGAUGUGUUGGACUUUUUGCUGGAAUCUAAGUUCAAAAUCAUUGAAAUUUCUCAAAUGUUAAAUGUGUCAGAGAGCACAAUAUACAGAAGGAUGAGACGAUGCAAUCUUUCUGUAUCAAAAUAUAACGAUAUAUUAGAUCAUGAGCUGGAUCAAAUAGUUUCUGAAAUUGCUACAGAGUUCCCGAAAUGUGGAGAAACAAUGGUCAGAGAAAUUCUUCGGCAAAAAGGUGUCCAGGUAACAAGAGCAAGACUGCGAGAGAGCUUACAUAGAACAAAUGGGGAUAACAUAAAAAGCAGGAUAAAAGGAAGAUUACAAAGAAGAGUUUACAAUGUCGAAGGUGUCAAUCAUCUUUGGCAUAUAGAUACAAACCACAAAUUAAUCAGAUGGAAUUUCAUAAUCGUUGGUGGUAUCGAUGGCUUCAGUAGGUUUGUCACAUUCCUUAACUGUACAGACAACAAUAAGUCUGAAACAAUUUUCAGUUGUUUCCAAAGUGCUAUUCGAAGCUAUGGCUUGCCUUUAAGAGUUCGCUCUGAUAAAGGACUUGAGAACAAAGCUGUCGCUGAAUAUAUGGUCAGAACUCGAGGACCAAACAGAGGAAGCAUGAUAACUGGAAAAAGUGUCCACAACCAAAGAAUUGAGAGGCUGUGGAGGGAUGUGUAUGAAGGAGUUCUCUGCUACUACUAUGAACUUUUUUACUAUAUGGAAGACGUACAACUGCUUGAUAUUUUGAAUGACAUACAUAUGUUUUGUUUACAUUAUGUGUAUCUGAAAAAGAUAGACGAAAAGCUUCAAAUAUGGAAAGAAGCAUGGGCUAAUCAUAGAUUACGCACUGUUAAGACCUCGCCAUUGCAUUUGUUUGCAGCCGGCAUUAUCAAUAAUCCAAUUGAUGUUUUAGAUUUAGAUUGGGAACAGUAUGGUAUUGAAGAUAAUACUGAUGUUCAAUAUCUUCACAAUGUUAAUCCUAGGCCUGUGUUUGAUCCGCCUUCAUAUGCAGUAACAAAUGACACUCUACAAGAAUUGCAACAACAUUGUCCAUUUAAUUGGCAUUCUGCUAACUAUGGAAUUGAUAUUUUCCAAAAGGCUGUGGAAAUUGUCGAAAGAAACAACAGCUUAACAAUAUGAUAUACAAUGUAAAUUCACUUGCCACUGUCUGCAAGACUAGUGUAUCUUUUUUCCUAAUCUGCUUGGCCCAUUGACUAAGAAUGACCAGAUUUUUAUCAUGACAAAAAAGGGCUAUUUAGUUACCAUUCAUGACUCUACUACAAUGACUCUUCAUGAUGGUCAAUAAAAUUAGUAAGAUGAACAAAGAUUUGAGAUUUGUUUUUAUUAUACUGCUUUUUGAUAGAAAAAAAUGUCAUUCCUUCUUGGUUUGAAAAAAUAAACAUAGGUAAUCAAACUUUACAUAGCUCACCGAGAUGAAGGGUCACCUUUAUGAGAUCGCCUUUAUUAUAUCAUACGAAAAUGUAUAAUGUCAUCAUACAAUAUGAUAUUUUAUUAUGUGAUACUCUUCUGUAUCACGUAUAUUGUAUCAGAUGAUUUUUAUUGUUUGGUAUCAAACGAUAGAAUUUAAAAUACAUUGCAUUAUAUUAUAUACUUGUAAAAUAUCAAACAAUCUGAUACAAUCAUAUAAUAACAGAUCAUAUUAUACAAUUUCAUAAUGAUAAAAUACAAAACUGAAUCAUAUUAUACCAAAAAGUUAUGUUAUAUGAUAAAAUAUUCAUAAUAUGAUUAAAUACCAUUGUGUGUGCACAUAUAUAUAUAUAUAUAUAUAUAUAUAUAUAUAUAUAUAUAUAUAUAUAAGAGAGAAAUAAACAGCAAUUUAAAAUGUUCACCGGAUACGAAGUUGGUUGGUCACGUGAUCAAAUCCUGUGAAGCCUGACAUAUUCUAAUAUGAUAUUUUAAGUCUAUAAAGUAUUUAAGUAGGUUAAGAUGUACCAUCCAUGCAAGUUUGGUGAAGGUAGGACAAGUAAUGACUUAGAUAUAGGAGCUGCACCAAAAACAUUAAACAGCGUAGUCAGGUGUGUAGCAUAAGCUCCCCCCACACUUCGUCUUGGUGAGCUAAAAAUCAGAAAUGUACAGGAAACAAUUUGACAAACAUGUCAUCAGUACAAAACUUUAAGAUAUUUAACUUUUUGCUGAUAUUCCUUUAACAAAAUAUACAUUUACCACACAAACUUUCAUUUAAGUCAAUGUUUAGAAAUCCUGAUAAAGUUUCUAUUCAAAACAAGAAGUUCAUGAGCAAACUUAUGAGACAGUUCAUACAAAUCUUAAAGUAUAUCUAUUCAAAACAAGAAUUCCAAGAACCAACUUUAACAUGACACAGUCCAAGGACCAACUUAACAUGACACAGUCCAAUGACAUACUUAACAUGACACAGUCCAAGGACCAACUUAACAUGACAAGAGUUCAUACAAAUAUUAAAGUUUCUAUUUGAAACAAAAAGUCAGAGGACCAACUUUAUCAUGACAGAGUUCAAAACAGAUAUUAAAGUAUCUUUUCAAAACAAGAAGUCCAAGGACAAACUUAACAUUACACAGUCCAAGGACCAACUUAACAUGACAAGAGUUCAUACAAAUAGUAAAGUUUCUAUUUGAAACAAAAAGUCCGAGG
Messenger RNA from Magallana angulata, 3356 nucleotides. RefSeq lists its product as uncharacterized. Bases 315 to 1868 code for a protein of 517 amino acids. NCBI's taxonomy places the organism in Eukaryota, Metazoa, Mollusca, Bivalvia, Ostreida, Ostreidae. Gene Ontology annotation, biological process: DNA integration. Gene Ontology annotation, molecular function: nucleic acid binding. The record is from RefSeq and is a predicted model, not a curated record. The transcript has 2 exons.